AUGCCAAAGGUCGAAACGUCACUACCAAGGGGCGACAAUUCCAAGACACACCAAAAUUAUAAUCACGUUUCGAAACAAAUUGGCCAUGAAAUUAGAUUUAAACGAGAUGUAGAUGCAAACGAAGUUCCUAAACCAAGACGACGCGUUGUCAAAAAAUUAGUUAGAGUGCAGCUUCACAGUCGUGAGAACGACAUUGAAGUGACGACUAGAAGACCGAGAAGACGGGUCGUAGUGAAGAAGAAGAAGCGAAGGUUGAAGUUGAGCGAAGAGAACGUUCCACAAGCGACGCAUCACAGACGAAGGGUUAUCGUCACGAAAAAGAGACUUCUGUUGAAGACUGACAACCUCGUUGACGAAAAUAAUUCAAUCACGCCGAAUUCGAGUGUAGAAGUGGGUGUUGAAGCGACCACGUCGUUGCACAGCGAAGAGCUAACCAAUAGUAUUUCUUCCGAAAGCGUUGAAGAAUCGACGGAAUUUUUGGACGGCAGUGGUGACAAUAUAAAUGAUAUAGAAGAAGAAGACGAACAUGAAGAAGAUGAAAACGAACAUGAACAAGAUGAAAACGAACAUGACGAAGACGAAAACGAAAAUGAAAACGAAAAUCCAACUCCUCAGCAUGUCCCUGACUAUGAACCUUUUUUCCCAGAGCUAUCCGAAAGUCUCGAUGCUCCUGUUCUUCUUCUCAAAACCACUAUUUUGUCAUCUAUUGAACUUAUUACCAAAACCGUCGUACAAAGUAGGUUACGAACUUACACCUUCAUAGUAACUAGAGUAAAUGGUGACGAACACAUUGUAACUUCUACUACAGAAGUUAAACCACAAACUAAAACGACUAUUUUGACGGAACCACUGACGAUAUUUACGACUUUGACAUUACUGGACUUCGACGCUACUUCUACUCUCAACCCAUUACCAAUGACUCCAUUUCCGGAAUCCCUUCAACUAAAAAACACCGACAAAGAGGAACAAGGAAGGGCUUUUGAAGAGGCCCGUUAUAACCUUGCGACUAGAGUCAUGUCAAAUGGGGUUGAAGUGAUUGUAGCUGGGGAUAAAAGCACCCUGCCAGGAGACCCAGAUGUCAGAAGGGUACUACCGAGUACCAUCUACAAACCGAUAACACUAAAACCGAGUACUUUAAGCGACCACAUGAUGAUGAUGUUGCCACAAGAUGCUUCAAAUAUCAAAAAUUUGGCAUCUUUGUAUCCGAGUCAGUUUGUUACUAAGACUUGUCUCACAACAUUUACCUACUUAACCACGUAUCUUGAAAGUGGUACCACUACUGUCUCUAGUCAUGAACAAGUCGUUUCUAAUAUUGCCACCGAAGAAAGAAACACUGGGAAAAUUUUACCUACGCCCGCAAUGGGAAUCACUUUGACUCAGUAUCCGAAUUUAUCUGUGGGAGUUUUCCACACGACCUACACUUAUUUGAAUACAAUAUUGGACGGCGAACAACCAUUAGUCGUAACUUCGAAACACACUGUAACGAAUACAGUUACGGCACCCGAUGACUACUUAUCGCUUUUACAACCGUCGGAAAAAGUGGCGACUGUCACCGACACCAACACCUACUAUAGUACUCUAUCUCUGACGAAAACCCUCUACGAAGGUGACAAAUCCCAAGUUGUGAGUACCAACGAAGUGGUCACUCAAGUAGUGAUCACUGAGUCGGUACCACCCAAAGCUACCUCAGUAAUGACAUCUUACAUCGCUUUCGAUUUCGAAGAACCAUCCGUUGCUGUCAAUUACACCACCACAGAUGUGGUUAAAACUUACUUCGUCACCUACACGUACUACAAUACGUUGUUCGAGAACGGCAAAAAAGUAGUCAAGACGAAUGUUUCCACGUCCGCCGAUGUGGUGACCGAAAAAUUGUACCUACACCCCAAGCGCACCGGCGUAGUCAAAGACGACAAGAAAAAACACAAAAUCGAUUUGUCACCAGAGAACUUCCACAUUGUAGCGACAAAGACGUACCACACGACUUUCACCUACUUUACAACUUUGUUACAAAAGGGUAACACGGCCACUCCUACAGUGGUCAGUUCACGGUCUAAAAUAGUCGAAAAUGUGGUAACCGAAACCGUCAACCCAAAUCUCCUGGAUAAAAAGUACUUAUCUGUAAUCAAGAGUCAAAUCAGAGAUGGUUCCCACACCUUGACAAAAUCCGCAACUUUGAACGAUGGCCAAAAGCUUGAAAUUACGAUAAUUGCUGACGAAAUAGCGCCAACGAAGGUCUUGCCAAUCGAACGAACGAAAAUGCCACAGAGAGACGAAAGUAGGAUUGAAAUUGAAUCCUCGACUCCAAAUGUGGUGGUAGGUUCGACUAUUAUUUUUCUCGACGACGAACCACCGGUAAAAACCGAAACGCCAGCACUAACCAGUUCGAAAGUUUUAAAGAAAACCAAAAUAGUCACUUCUACGAGUAAAAUCAGGCGUUCUACUAAAACUAAAGCGAAAGUUCAGACACCAACCGUUGAGCCUAAACCGUCUACAAAGAUCGUCAAACCUGUCAAUCAGGUCAACCAAGUCCCUGACUUGUUGGGUCUAGGGUCAAUCAAUAUUAACAGACUGCAAGCUUUAACUCCUGUGCUGAGUGCGAUGGCGGAUUUAAUCCAAACUAAUCUAAAGAGUAAUCGAAGAAACGAUUCCAUACUACCACCUACGACGCUACCACCGCCUCCAAAACCCGACAAAGGAAACUUACAACUCGACAAUGUACAAAACCGUUCUCCGAUUUAUAUCCCAGUUGGUGACAUGAACGACGAAUUUGAAGUGGCUGAAAGUCAGAACAUUGCAACUUUUCACCUCCAAGAAACCGUGGAUUGGAACGGUCACAAAGACUUGAAACCCACUCACGAGAGUCCUUUACUAAAUGGAGGCAUACCAAUCUCGCCUGGGGAUGUCAUAACGGCAAACUCUGACGUUAUUGUUGGUAAACCGGGUCGUGUUGGUCCUAGGGUACCUUCAAUACCGCUCAAUCAAGUCAAAGACGAAGAUGACGGCUAUGGGAUGAAACCACCACCGGCACCUCAGCAUAAAUGGCCGAAACGAAACCACGAGUACAAACCCAUCCCAGUUAAGGUAGAAAAACCCAUAAUACACGCACCCAGCAAGGAUGACUAUGUUGGGCCACCACCCCCUCUCAGAGUCGAGAAGCAUAAGCACAUCCCGUUGAACCGACCCGACCACCACGUUUAUGCUCAUUCCCAAAACAACUACGGUGUUAGUUACGGACUCAACGACGUCAAUCACGAAAUCAAAAUCCCCAACAUUCGAGACGAGAUUCAGAAAAAUUACGAACAGGCUGCACAAGUAACAUUCCCGGUUUAUGCUGAGGGACAACCAACUCUGAGCAAUCCAAUCAAAGAGUACAACCUUCAACCGUCUAUUGUUUUGCCCGAAGUAGUAGAAAGAUCAACGGGUCAGCCGCUUUUGGUCAAUAUUCAACCAAGUCAGGUCGCUUUUGUGAAUAUCCCUCAUAAUCGAACGACUGCGUUGAUUUAUGGUGGUUCAACCGAAACCCAUCAUAAUGGUCAAUACUUUGACGAUCCGUCUCCAUAUCCCGAACCUGAAUUUUCAGCAAUUGAAAGUUUUAGUAACGGGAUUCCUCAAUUUGCGUCAGUUUACAACGAUAACUCACCCAAUCAGAAGCAAGUCGGUGGUGUGAUUAAAGUUGCGCCGCAACCCAUCGAUAAAGACCAAAUACAACUUAAUAUUAGUCCAUCGCGACCAAACGUGGUGGUGUACCCAAAUCAGGAAGUUAAUAUCAACGUACCACCAAUCUCUUUCGGAAUGAUACACCAAGACAAUGAUUUUAACGCCCACGUGAUUAACCAUGGUGACACCCAGUUCAGACCACCACCUAUUUCGUAUGACGUUAUUAAAACUAAUGACCAUAGGUACACGGAUAGUAUAGGUACGGUGGAAAAUCCACAAGUUCACAAGAACAACGACAACAUUUACGUGGCAGCCAUCGGUACUGUGGGUGAUCCAGAACCGGUAACUUUUGAUGUCCACAAAAACAACGACAAUAGGUUUGUGGGAGGUAUGGGUUCCGUCGGGCGACCACAAUUAGCUCACCACGACGUAAUCAACAACGAACCUAACAAAUUAACUUUUGAUGUCCACAAAAACAACGACAACAGGUUUGUGGGAGGUGUGGGUUCCGUUGGGCGACCACAAUUAACUCACCACGACGUAAUCAACAACGAACCUAACAAAUUCCUCGACGUGGUAAGAACUACCAGAAAACCAUCCCUUGAUGUCUUCAAACCCAACAAAAACAGGUUCAAUAGAUACAACAUAUCUUCUUACGACACAUACAAAAAUAAGAACAAAUUAACAGAAAGUCACAACGUUGGGAAUUUGCCGCAAGCUUCAUAUAAUAUUGCCACAAACAUCAAAAACGUAGCCACAACUGAAGCUAGUACGUACGGGCAACCGCAACCAUUUUCUUACGACGUUCUCAAAAACCACUACAACACUCCAACUGAAGACACUAAAGUAGUCAGACCUCAAAUCUCCGAAGACAUAAUCGAUUUGAGGCCCCCAUCUGAACCAAAACCUGUGUCCAAUCACAUUGUCAACCUGAAACCACCCUCCGUCGGAAAACCAUUCACUAAGGUUCAAGUACCACCGAAGCACAAUUUCGUGCGACCGUUAACCAAACCUCAGGUAGAAAUUUCCGAAUUUAUGACUCCUCCACCGUAUAAAUCCAACCUUCCUACGACGAACCUAAGACCUCAGAAACCCGUUCCUAUACCCUUAUUACCCGAAAGCGAAGACAACUUACCUCCACACAAAUUGGAUGAAACAUUUUUAGACGACGAGGAAUACGAUGAAGACUUGACUAAUGAAGAAGGUGAAGUGGUGCAAGAGUCGAACAGCAGGCCUUUACGACCUGGUCAGGUACCAUUCGAAAUUCUGAAAAUUAAAACGACAACUCAACCUCCCGUCAGGAAUGAUAGUACCAUCAAGUACGGCACGUUUGAAGAAGACCGAGUUCGCGUUAAACCCGUGGUUAAUUUCCCGAGGCCAUUUGGUGAAGUACCUGUGGUGCGUCCCGACAAUCAAAACAACAAAAUUAAUCACUUCGAGCAAGAUCAAUACAAUUAUAUUCCAACCAAACCGGAUACAGGGUUCAUCACUUAUAUUGGAAGUAUCACCGCACGACCCAUCCACCUUGACAUUAAAUCUAGUACCGAAAAUAAUUUCGUUCUUCAUCGUCAUAGUACUACUCGUAGAAAACCAACAACUACAACCGUUAGACCUAUUACUACACGCAGAUCGGAAAUCAUUACGAAACGACCACACUUCCACAACGCUACUUCGUUUAGUCUAAAAACCAGACAACCAAUUCCUGUGUUCAUCGCCACUACCACUCCAAAACCGUUCAUCAAUGAAGUCAUUGCCAAUAGACCAAAAGUGACGUCUUUGCCGAUUGACCUCCCAACUGUAUCUCCACAAAUCAUCAAACCUUUCGUACCCCAAACCGAGAAACCGGUUAGAACUUCCAAACCAUUGUCGAUCACAGAUCUCUUGAAACGAGAGAGAGUGACGACUGUAUCAACGACGACGGUCAAAGAAGUAACACCGGAACUCAAUAUCGGGGAAGUACCGAUAAUCGACGAUAGUGAUUUGGAGAUAAUGAAACCGCCACCACCGGUUCCGGAGAUCAAUAUGCAGCCCCCGAGAAUCGAAAUUAAUUCGCCGAGUGGCGACAUUCACAGAGUUCCUAAUUUGGAACAUAAACCGGAUUUGGAGGGACAUGCUAGUACGUCGAUACCUUAUGUUCCUAAACCGGCGGAAGAUAUAGUACCACCGCCGCCAAGUAUUAUUUUGGAUGAGGUGGUGGGCAUGAGUCCACCUCCUUUGGUGUCGACACAUAAACCGAUUGUUAGAACCGACGGUACUACGAUUAAGGUACCAUUCACUCAUGAAGUGAGAACUACUCCGGCACCGGAAACUACUACCAGGCAGAAACUUACGCGAAAACCGUUCACUCGAAGACCUACGACUGUUAGAGUGACAACGAGGAGACCUCCGAAGCCGUACUACGACAUUUAUGUCAGGAAUAAAACAACUCCGAGACCUGUUCUAGAGGAAAAUAAUAUUAUAGUACCUUCGCCGUCGAUUACUACGAGUACGCCAACUUUAGAGGUUAUAAUUGGUAAUCCAAAUUCUAUUAGUGUGUCAACGACGCCGAUUAUAUUGUCGUCGUCAGAAACCGAAGUUAAUAUUUGGACGGAAAGUACUAGAACGACGGAACUACCAGCGACUACUAAGCUACUAAUUACUGAAACUACACCAACGGACACUAGCACUAGUACUGUUACUACUAGUACUACUAGCACUACUAGAAGUAGUACUAGCAGCAGCAGCAGCAUUAGAAGUAGCAGUAGUGACAGCAGUAUCAUUAAGAGCAGUACCACUACUGUCAGCACCCCCACGCUCGACAUCAUACCAACUGCAGUGCACCACGCUGGUAACGAAGUCAAAAUAGUAGACGAUACUAUAACAUCCAUCAGUUCCACCACGCGAAAAUCGGUACUAACUACAAGAAAAAGCAAAACGGUUAUACCAACACGUUAUAUAACCCACACAAAGACUUCCACCGUUACUAUAACAAAAACCACCGUUGUUAAAACUUUAGGGGGUCCACCAUCUACAUCCACUCUCCUAGUUACAAAAACAGAAAAGUCAACGUUAGUCGAUACGGUUACAGAAUUCCAUACCCUAGUCAAACCGACGAGUAUUGUAGAAACUGUAACCACAACCAUUAGUACUGGUAGUUCCCUAUAUCCACCAGAUGUCUACACCAGUAAUUACCCCUCCAUUAAAAUCCAACCAACUACUACCAGUACCAUAGCCAUUCCCACUAUCACUGUCGAAAGUACUGAAGAAGACGACGACGACUUAGAAGAGUUCAUUAUCAACGAAACCGACCCACCACUACUUCAAGAGGAAGCCAGUGAUGAAAACGACUCAAUCUUCGUCGUGAUGACCGACAAGAACAAAGGUAGUGUUAUCAAAGUACCCAACAAUAGUUACGAAACUCAAGACAGAGACGAAAUGUUGACCAACAACGAAGCCAACAACGUUCUACUCGGUGGUAUAUUUAUCGCUAGUCCGCCAAGUCUGGAAGUACCACGCGUCCAAACCGACAAGUGUGAACCCGAAUGUAAAGCAUCCAGGAACGAGCUAUGCCAAAAGGUCGAAGGCAUAAUGCGAUGCGUGUGUAGACCAGGCUUCGCGCGGAUGUUCCCGGACCGACCGUGUAUUCCAACUUACACGUACAAUCUUAAGGUGGAUUUAGAUCGUUUCGGUCGCGAAAAUUUACAAUUCACUCAAGACUUGACGAACCCGAACUCCACAGGGUUCACCAAAUUGACAGCUCUCACGCAUGAGGCUCUUGAUCGAAUGGUUAUGCAAUCGGAUUUGAGAGAUAUCUACCAUGGUGUUCAUAUACAUUCAUAUAGACCGACGAAGGCUCCAAGCGGGGUCACGACGAAAUUUUAUUUGCAGCUUUCAGAUAACACCGACGAGAAACGUCUAGAAGACGUUUUCAAAAAAUAUUUGAGAAACAACAACUACAGUUUAGGUGGUACCGAAAUUUAUGCGUCUCGGGAAAGUCUGGAGGAUCUUAAAGCUGUAGAUUUCGACGAGUGCACUAAUUCUAAGUUCCACGAUUGUUCAGAAAACGCGCAAUGCUUCAACUUGAAAGGUACCUACACUUGCAGCUGUAAAGAAGGGUUUGCUGAUUUAUCCGAAAAUAUUUUGUACCCUGGACGGAUUUGCUCUGCUGAGUUGAUCGGGUGCGAGCGGUGCAACUACCACGGUACUUGCUACUCGAGAGGGGAUGAUCAGGUUUUCUGCGAAUGCUUCCACUGGUAUACAGGGGAGAGUUGUCACGUCAACUUAAAGGUUUUGUUGAUCGCUCUGGUGACCCUGGGGGCUAUUUUAUUCGCGCUAUUACUAAUCUGCAUCAUCAUGACUUGCUGUCGCAAGAAACCCAGAAAGAAAACUCGAGUGGCUACCGGCAUGAGCUUCCUGCCUCAGAGAGUCGCAAAUCGUACCAUGGAUCGACGUGCGAUGAUUCAAGACACGAGUUCUGAAGACAGCCGCUCAGAAACCAACACCUUACCACCAUACGUUCCCAAAAAGAAAAAACAACUAAAAGGGGCUUUAAAGAAACCGGUAGUACAAAACGCGGACGUCGAAAACGGUGAAAUGAGUUUCCCUGAUCAAAAGGAUAGGUCUUUAACUGUGAUGAUUCCACGAGCUAAGUACCACCCAGCACCACCGACUUCUCCACUGAGCAACUAUACGACGUUUGAUGCCAGAAAGCCGUCUGUUCCAUCUACCACCAACGAGGCUAAAUUGUUGAGUUACUUAGAUGCGGGACCUUCGCCGAGCAAGUCUGACAACAAACGGAAAUAUAGUACUGCCCAAAGCGACUCCUACAUUGACGAAAAAUCCAACUCGAGAAAGACUUCUGGGGCUUUAGUGUCCGCCGGUUUCGAGGUUUCUGCCACCGUUUUGGGGAACAAUAUGGGCACUUUGGGUACCACCUGUGGUACCGAAGCCGACCGUAGCGAAAACGCGACUUUGAUACAGAAAAUAAGUGCUGAUUUAUUAUCGAGUACGGGGACAAGGUCGCAAUUCAAUACUUUACGGGAUAACGAUAUUGACCCUAUGACGAACUGGUUGGAUAUAACACCUCGGAUAAAUACCGUGUCUGAAGCUAGAUCGUACGACGAAACGACGAUUCCACCCCCCAUGAAAUCGUUCAGGGGCGACUACGAUUCGAAACCGUCAUCGCAGCACCAAAACGAUGAAGCGAACACAAUGGCUGAACGGGAUUUGGGUUCCACGUUUUUGCUCCCCCACACCCACUUGUAUAAGCCGGACCGGGGAAGUGACAUAUCAGGUUUUGAGUCACUUUAGCGUCGGACCCGAGUGUCGUCAAGCUCAUUAUGUGCCUUAUAAAUCGAGUGUCUGUGUUAUAUUGACUUUGUCAGUUAUAUUUAUAGAAUGUGAGAUUUCAAAUGAAUCAGCCAUAUAAUUUUGUGUGUACAUAAAAAAAUAACCGAAAUUUUUGGUUUAGGACGAGUGUGAAUGGGUCAUGUAUAUAUGUAUGUUAGGUUUUACUAUUUAUAUUAAUAUAUUCUGGUCGGGCAAAUAAGCAGAGUGCCAAAAAAGACUUUCGUUUCUGUGUAAAUGUAUUGUUAAAAACAUUAUAAUAACAAUGUACAAUGUAAACGUACUUAUUAACUAAUAAGUUUUAUAAUUAUUGUAUUUUUUUUAUGAAAAUAAAUUUUAUUUAAUUUA
Messenger RNA from Zophobas morio, 9330 nucleotides. RefSeq lists its product as uncharacterized. Gene Ontology annotation, molecular function: calcium ion binding. The record is from RefSeq and is a predicted model, not a curated record. The transcript has 11 exons. NCBI's taxonomy places the organism in Eukaryota, Metazoa, Arthropoda, Insecta, Coleoptera, Tenebrionidae. The coding region runs from base 1 to 8946 and encodes 2981 amino acids.